AGGGGUUGGAAAUCGAGGAUGAAGGAACCAGGAGGGGCAUGCGCCCCGAGAGGAAAUAGAACUGGAAGGGGAUAGAAUUUAAAAAAGGAAAGAUGGAAACAGGUGGAUGGAAGUCAAGAGGGAAGAAACCGGAUGAAGGAAGAACUAGAGGGGACAAUGGGUGGAUCGAAACGGGGGUCGGAAUUCAGGGAGAAGAAAUUCCCUGAAUGAGAAAAGCACCCUUUGAAUGAGGAAGUUGGAACUAAGGAUGAUGAGGGAUAGUGAUGGAAAUCGGGGGGCGGGAUGUGAAACUGGAGGACACAGAAACUCGCAGGGAUGGGGCUGGGAGGAUGAAAAUGCAGGAGAUGGAACCGUAGGGGACGAAAAGCAAGGACGAAAUUAGGGCGAACUAAAAAGGAGAAGGAAACCUCAGCCUUCUGGAGAAGCGACAGGAAGGUGCAGAGACGCUAGAGCUGAGUGCUGAUGGGCGCCCGGUGACGACGCAGACCCGGGACCCGCCGGUGGUGGACUGCACCUGUUUCGGUCUCCCUCGCCGCUACAUUAUCGCCAUCAUGAGCGGUCUGGGCUUCUGCAUCAGCUUUGGUAUCCGCUGCAACCUGGGCGUGGCCAUCGUCUCCAUGGUCAACAACAGCACGACCCACCGCGGGGGCCACGUGGUGGUGCAGAAAGCUCAAUUUAACUGGGAUCCAGAGACUGUUGGCCUCAUACACGGCUCCUUUUUCUGGGGCUACAUUGUCACCCAGAUUCCCGGAGGAUUUAUCUGCCAAAAAUUCGCAGCCAACAGGGUUUUCGGCUUUGCGAUUGUGGCUACAUCCACUCUAAACAUGCUGAUCCCCUCGGCUGCCCGAGUCCAUUAUGGCUGUGUCAUCUUCGUGAGGAUCCUGCAGGGGUUGGUAGAGGGGGUCACGUACCCUGCCUGUCACGGCAUCUGGAGCAAAUGGGCCCCGCCCUUAGAGCGGAGUCGCUUGGCAACAACAGCUUUUUGCGGUUCCUAUGCUGGGGCGGUGGUCGCGAUGCCUCUCGCCGGGGUCCUGGUGCAGUACUCAGGAUGGAGCUCUGUGUUCUACGUCUACGGCAGCUUCGGGAUCUUUUGGUACCUGUUCUGGCUGCUGGUCUCCUAUGAGUCCCCGGCUCUGCACCCCAGCAUUUCGGAAGAGGAGCGCAAGUACAUCGAGGACGCCAUCGGCGAGAGCGCCAAACUCAUGAACCCGGUCACGAAGUUUAACACACCCUGGCGGCGCUUCUUCACGUCCAUGCCAGUCUAUGCCAUCAUCGUGGCUAACUUCUGCCGCAGCUGGACGUUCUACCUGCUUCUUAUCUCCCAGCCCGCCUACUUCGAGGAGGUGUUCGGCUUCGAGAUCAGCAAGGUGGGCUUGGUGUCAGCGUUGCCCCACUUGGUCAUGACCAUCAUCGUGCCCAUCGGCGGCCAGAUCGCGGACUUCCUGAGGAGCCGCCGAAUCAUGUCCACCACGAACGUGCGCAAGUUGAUGAAUUGUGGAGGCUUCGGCAUGGAAGCCACGCUGCUGCUGGUGGUGGGCUACUCGCACUCCAAGGGCGUGGCCAUCUCCUUCCUGGUCCUCGCCGUGGGCUUCAGCGGCUUCGCCAUCUCUGGGUUCAACGUGAACCACCUGGACAUCGCCCCGCGCUACGCCAGCAUCCUCAUGGGCAUCUCCAACGGCGUGGGCACGUUGUCAGGCAUGGUGUGCCCCAUCAUCGUGGGUGCCAUGACCAAGCACAAGACUCGGGAGGAGUGGCAGUAUGUAUUUCUAAUUGCCUCCCUGGUGCACUAUGGGGGUGUCAUCUUCUACGGGGUCUUCGCUUCCGGGGAGAAGCAGCCGUGGGCAGAGCCUGAGGAGAUGAGCGAAGAGAAGUGUGGCUUCGUUGGCCACGACCAGCUGGCUGGCAGUGACGAAAGCGAAAUGGAGGAUGAGGCUGAACCCCCCGGGGCUCCUCCCGCCCCCCCUCCUUCCUAUGGGGCCACACACAGCACAGUUCAGCCCCCAAGACCCCCACCCCCUGUCCGGGACUACUGACCAUGUGCCUCCCACUGAAUGGCAGUUUCCAGGACCUCCAUUCCACACAUCACUGGCCUGAGUGACUGUCAAGGAACCCCAGUUCUCUCUGUCCUGCUGCAGGCCUAAGAAGCACUUGCCCUCUUCCCCAGUGCUGUCAAGUCCUCUCCCCUUCCCGAUCUCGCCUCUCAGGGGUAGUGAAGCUGCAGACUGGCAGUUUCAAGGAUACCCAAAUUCCCCUAAAGGUUUUCCUUCUCCACUUGUUCUGCCUCAGUGGUUUCAAAUCUCUCCUUUCAGGGCUUUAUUUGAAUGGACAGUUCAAUCUUUUACUCUCUCUUGUGGUUUUGAGGCACCCUUCCCCCGCCCUUUCCUUUAACCCCCGGGACUCUCGGGCUACCCCCCCCCCCCNCUACCCCCCCCCCCCACAGAACUACUCAGCCUUCCUCGCCUUUCAGAAACAUUCAAGGUUUUCCUCUAGAAGUUACAAAUCUCUCCCGAUUCCAUUUUGCAUUUUCCAGGUUGGAUUAACCAAUCGCCCAUCCCCGCCAUUCUAGGGAUCGAUUCUCACCAGCGUUUCUGAGGGAGAAUGGCGGUUUCAAUCCCCCCUCACCCCUCACCCCUCCCUCCACCAGCAGGUUCUGCUGAAGCACCAAAUUCCCCAAGACCUUCUCCCUAGCUUAGCACAAUGUCUAGGGAAGCAAGAUGGCAGUUUUAACACUAUGCCUCUCUCCACCCCCAUGCACUUUCUCUGACACGUUUUCAGGUCUAAAUAGUGGCUGCUCAAGUCCAUCAACUCAAUGGUGUGAAGCCACCAUCACUGAACUUCCCCACGGUGGUUUCAAGAUGCCCCUCUUCCCCCUAAUUCCUUGCACUUUAUUCUCCUGGGUGGUUUCGAACUACUCUUGUUUUCUCAGUGGCCAUUUGUUGUGUCCCUCAGGGGCUAAACGACUCAAAAUCUGGGAUCCGUCCUCUCUCAGACUCCCCUCUUUCGGCUUAGAAUUUGGGGACUAUAUGCAGGAGGAGUCACAGAAUCCCAGGAAAGGGAAUGGGGCUGGGGGAGAGGGGUGUUUUCCCCAGAGCAGGGUUGUGUCUUUGUGUCUCUGUCUCUGUGACUGUAAAUCCUGCCCUGCCUCACUCCCAAUAAAAUGCUUUGGUG
Messenger RNA from Ailuropoda melanoleuca (giant panda), 3168 nucleotides. RefSeq names its product solute carrier family 17 member 7 (gene SLC17A7). The transcript is spliced from 12 exons. NCBI's taxonomy places the organism in Eukaryota, Metazoa, Chordata, Mammalia, Carnivora, Ursidae. The record is from RefSeq and is a predicted model, not a curated record. Gene Ontology annotation, molecular function: L-glutamate transmembrane transporter activity; neurotransmitter transmembrane transporter activity. Gene Ontology annotation, cellular component: synaptic vesicle membrane; excitatory synapse. Gene Ontology annotation, biological process: neurotransmitter loading into synaptic vesicle; synaptic transmission, glutamatergic; regulation of synapse structure or activity. Bases 552 to 2033 code for a protein of 493 amino acids.